AUGGAUGGUAAAAGAGGCUUCGAUCAUGCCUUCAGCUUGUGUCGAAUAAACCUUGGAACUGUAGGAUUGUGGCCAAAUUCUAAAAACGGAAAAGGUCAUCAAGAAGUCGCCUCGUUAAUUUUCUUCAUAAUAUCGCUAUUCACGAUAAUCGUCUUCGUCAAUCUUGCUCAAACUGUGAAAUUAAUUAUGAUCUGGGGUGAUCUGAACCACAUGAUCGACAACAUAUCCACAGCGAAUCUGCCGAUCGCGGUUGUGGUGUUCAAAAUGCUCACAUUCCGCCGUUAUAAAAAAACGCUGACUAGGCUUUUGGGGAUCGCUAUGGACGACUGGUGUACCAAGAAAACAUCUCGCGAAGCGGAAAACAUGUCCAAAAAUGCCAGGACGGCACGAAAAAUGUCUUUAGUAUGCGUGGUUCUCGGCUUCGGAUCAGUCAAUGGACAACUGGCAGUGAGAAUCAGUCAGGAACUGGAUAUCUUACCCGGUCAGACGGAAAAACGACUACCGAUGCUCAGCUCGUACAUACCCUACGAAUACCAGACCAGCCCAGCUUACGAAAUCACAUGGUUCAUGCAGUACUUGGGAGCGGUUCUGGCUACUCUUGUCUAUUCGGGUGUUUACUGCGUCUUCGUGGGUUUGGUGCUGCAUCUUCGAGGCCAGGUUGCUAAUCUCAGAUUCAUGUUUGAAAGUGUUGACGACCCUGAAGAAGAUAAAGGCAAGAAUUUUAGAAGAAGAUUGAGAUCUCUCGUGGAGAGGCACGAGAGUCUGAAUAGAUUUGCCGAAGAUAUCGAAAAUAUUUUUACUUUGAUGUUUCUCGCUGAAAUCCUCUCAUGCACCAUUCAAAUAUGUUUGCAAGUUUUUUUACUAGUAACGUUAAUGUCAAAUGAUAACGGAGGCGUACCAAUACUGCAAAUACUUUUUAUGAUGGUGUAUGCAAUGCACGUUGGAACGCAUGUUUUCAUUUGUUGUUAUGUCGCUGAUAAACUGCGUGAUGAGAGUUUAUCAAUCUGUGAUUUGGCAUACAACUAUGAAUGGUACAGACUACCAGCCCGCGAUGCCAGACUUUUACUUUUUAUCAUGCUCAGAGCUGAAAGACCGUUAGAAGUGACGGCAGGAAAAUUUUGCGCUUUUUCUCUGCGUCUCUAUGCUCAAAUACUCAAAACUUCAGGAGGCUACUUAUCCAUGCUGUUAGCCGUAAAGGACAGGUCGACAAAUUUUUAG
Molecule: messenger RNA, 1218 nt
Organism: Nasonia vitripennis (jewel wasp)
Lineage: Eukaryota; Metazoa; Arthropoda; Insecta; Hymenoptera; Pteromalidae
Gene: Or25
Product: odorant receptor 25
Exons: 7
Coding region: 1-1218 (405 amino acids)
Biological process (GO): detection of chemical stimulus involved in sensory perception of smell; sensory perception of smell
Cellular component (GO): plasma membrane
Molecular function (GO): odorant binding; olfactory receptor activity
Source: RefSeq, marked inferred